Chlamydomonas reinhardtii is the source of this 1106-nucleotide messenger RNA. RefSeq lists its product as uncharacterized. NCBI's taxonomy places the organism in Eukaryota, Viridiplantae, Chlorophyta, Chlorophyceae, Chlamydomonadales, Chlamydomonadaceae. The transcript has a single exon. The coding region runs from base 134 to 490 and encodes 118 amino acids. The record is from RefSeq and is a predicted model, not a curated record.
GGGCCCUCCAGCGCCCGUCAACCUCAUAGCGAAGCCAUUAGGAGCCUGCUCUACCAGAUUAUAUCGGCCGCAGGCGAAUAGGGCCUUGUUUGCAAGUUUUUAGGGGCAGCUCCAGUCGGGAGCACUAGGCGCCAUGUCGAUGAAGACGCUUGCCGACUACAUUAGGUGGCGCAACAAAGAGCCCAUUAAGGCCUCUGUGGAGGAGUGGCGCCCCCCGGUCCCGGUCAUCAACUAUGACAAGCCUCAGAACGACGUGCUCUCGGCCCUUGACAAGGACCCUAUUGUCCGGCGAGUGCUAAUUAACCCUAAGGUCAAGCCCCCACGCGUGUUCCCCAUCCUGGGCUCGCCGGGCUACCAGUUCUUCGCCGGGCUCUGGACUGGUGCCAUGCUUACGUUUAUUUUCACCAGCAAGCCGCUGGGCCGCAAGGAGGUGGAGGAUCUCGUCAAGUAUGACCCGGCAUACUUCCCGGAGUACGCAAAGUCGCACUAAGUAGCGGCCGGGCGUUGGCGUGCCGGGCGAGGGGGCCGCUACUAGCGUGCUGGAGCGGGCGCCUUGCAAGCUCGGCUGGAGGCUCGGCCUUCCACAGGCAGCGCACAGCACGCAAGAAGAGAAGGGGUAGCGCUCUGGUGAUGCAAGCUGGUGAAAGCUAUGAGGAUAGCAGGACGAGGCGUGUGGGCACUGCAGCGUGCGUGGACCUAAGCGCAUCCUGCGCACCACCUCAGAGCAGCCGGCGCCUGCUGCAUGCAGCUGCUAUGCCAGCUUGAGGAGUGCGGCACUAAGCUUAUCGUGAUAGGUGUGACUUGUGCUUCGCGUGGUACUCGCGCGUGAGACUCUUGAAAGACUGGAAGGGCAGACAGACGGGUGGGCCCCUGGAGGCCAGCAGCACUUUCGUUGCAGUGCAUGCAGGGUUUGCGUGGUGACGGUUUAGCUGAUUAGGAAUAGGAUAGUUCUAAGAAUGUAUAGGCUGUGGUUAGGAAUUAGAGAAACUGCCUCUUCAUGAAGGAAGCGGCAAGGGUUGACUGUACCCUGGGACCAUUUCACAUGCGGAAUGCAUGUGCGCGGCAAAUGCAACCUAUUGCGUUGCAAGAUGUAAAUGCUAAACGAU